Sorex fumeus (smoky shrew) is the source of this 3716-nucleotide messenger RNA. RefSeq names its product nuclear casein kinase and cyclin dependent kinase substrate 1 (gene NUCKS1). Gene Ontology annotation, molecular function: double-stranded DNA binding; single-stranded DNA binding. The record is from RefSeq and is a predicted model, not a curated record. Gene Ontology annotation, cellular component: cytoplasm. NCBI's taxonomy places the organism in Eukaryota, Metazoa, Chordata, Mammalia, Eulipotyphla, Soricidae. The coding region runs from base 224 to 952 and encodes 242 amino acids. Gene Ontology annotation, biological process: interstrand cross-link repair; double-strand break repair via homologous recombination. The transcript is spliced from 7 exons.
CUGGUUUGAUUCAUCCAUUUUGAAGAGACGGGGGAACGGGGGGCUCGUCGGAUCCAGGGGCCCUGAACCAGGGAGCGGCGGAGUCCGAGGAGCCUGCAGCUCGGGGUUCGGCGGCAGCGGCCUCGUCGGCCGAAGUUGGGGGGGGGUGGGGCGCCGAGCGCGCGGGGGUGGGGGGGGGUCCUGGUCUCUGGCUUCUCGACUCGGUCCUGUUUCGACGGCGAACAUGUCUCGGCCUGUCAGAAAUAGGAAGGUCGUUGAUUAUUCACAGUUUCAGGAAUCGGAUGAUGCUGAUGAAGAUUAUGGAAGAGAUUCAGGCCCUCCAGCUAAGAAAAUUCGAUCAUCUCCCCGAGAAGCUAAAAAUAAGAGACGGUCUGGAAAGAAUUCACAGGAAGACAGCGAGGAUUCUGAAGAAAAAGAUGUGAAGACCAAGAAAGAUGAUUCUCACUCAGCAGAGGACAGUGAAGAUGAAAAAGAAGAUCAUAAAAAUGUGCGCCAGCAACGACAGGCAGCCUCUAAAGCAGCGUCAAAACAGAGAGAGAUGCUCAUGGAAGACGUGGGCAGUGAAGAAGAACAAGAAGAGGAGGAUGAGGCGCCAUUCCAGGAGAAUUCCGGCAGCGAUGAAGAUUUCCUCAUGGAAGACGAUGAUGAUAGUGACUAUGGCAGUUCAAAAAAGAAAAACAAAAAGAUGGUUAAAAAAUCCAAACCUGAGAGAAAAGAAAAGAAAAUGCCCAAACCCAGACUAAAGGCAACAGUGACGCCAAGUCCAGUGAAAGGCAAAGGGAAGGUGGGUCGCCCCACAGCUUCCAAGGCAUCAAAGGAAAAGACUCCUUCUCCCAAAGAAGAAGAUGAGGAACCCGAGAGCCCCCCCGAAAAGAAAGCAUCUGCAAGCCCACCACCUGAGAAAUCUGGGGAUGAAGGGUCUGAAGAUGAAGCCCAGUCUGGGGAGGAUUAAAAUGUUGAUGGUUUGGGGAGAGAUUUUAUUAAAAAAAAAAAAGAAAAAAAAAAGAAAAAAGGGGGGAGGGAGAAAACCUACUUAAGCUAGAACAUGGCUUUGGCGGUGGCUUGACUCACGGGCUUUCAGUGCUUUUUUUCCUUUUGUUGAAAGUAACAUUUUCUCUCUUUUUUAAGAAAACCAUUGUAUGUUUAAUUUUCCUUUUUAUCUACUAGUCUUCUCUUUGCCACGCCCCCUCCCCUCCCUUUCCCAAUGAAAGCCAUGUCAAAUGAAUCACUGGAUCGAUUGCUUCAUCUUUGUAUCUUUAAUGGAAGGGGUACCACAGUUGUACUGCAAGAGAUUGAGGUGAACACUACGGAAAUUUUGCUUUUCACUAAAUGGUAGUAAGUUGGAACAGUAAUCAAAAUAUAUAGAAGAGUUUUAGUUCCAAAUGAUUGCUUCUUCCUUGCCCUGGACUGAAACAAACAAAAAAGCAGUUCUCUAAUAACAGGUUUAUAUAUCAGUAUACACAAAAAUGGAUGUCAAAGUUAUGACUUUAACUUCACUGAUGGGGCAGGGAGGAGAUAAAGAUGAAUUCUGGAUUGUUAUCUCAAGAGUGUUCAUAACUUCCAUAGGAGGCAAAGCAGAGAAUGGAGUUUCCUCAUCUUGUUUUAGCACAUGAGUUUUUAAAAAAGUUUCAUCCCUUGCUAUUUCAAAGAGACUCAGAGCCAGUGAUCCUUUUAUCCUGCUACAGUCCUGAAGGAACUUUUUUUUUUAAGACCCGCCAAAACAAAUUACUCUUGAUUUUUCAUUUGGUUUUCUGAUGAAUGGUUCAUGUUUUAAAAUAUCUAUGUAUUGUAUCUAUUCUGUUUCUUGGAUAAAAUUUUAUCAAGAACCUCCCUCCACCCCCCAGAUUUUAGAAUUUAAAUGGCAAGAUUGAUACAUCACAGUGAAUUUCUUCUCAAACUGACAAUGUUUAGUUUUAAGAAAAUAAAGUACUAGUUAAUGUGAAACUCAAUCACAAAGACUUGGGAUUUUUCCUUUAUGAAAACAGAAUUGAAAUUCUUUUAUGCUUGUAGAGUGCAUUUAGAUCCCAUGAACCAGGCUCUAUUUUUAUUUGAGAAUAGAGUCUUCUCCUUUUUAUUACCUCUCUUUCCGUUUGCAUUUCUUGGCUCCCUGCUACCCCAUCGGACACUACUGCAGCACCCCGCCGCAGCACCCCUCUUGUGCUGUAGGACGUGAUUCCUCCUGGCUCUGUUCUUCUAUCUGCCCGCAGUGAGCAUAUACUGUUCCCUUUACUCAGUGUAUGUUUUUCUUUUCCCUGAUGUUCCUGAAACUGCUCGUGUUGUUUUAAGUCAGGGGUUUUAGCAGUAGGACUAAAGCAGCCAGAAGGCUUGUGAACAAUUAAUGAAAGAAUUUUACAUGCCAUCUGAAAGUAGUCAGGAGAUGUAUCUGAAGGGUUUAUUCUCCUCUAUAUCCUGAUACCAGAAAUUAAUAGGAGCAACUUUUAAUAGGAGCCUUACUGUUACUGAAAUUUAACUUCCUCUUCUCUUUAAAUUUGCUUCCUCAGCAGUAGAUUUUUUCAGACAAUAUGGCUUUAUUGCAGUCGUUUAAAUGUUAUUUAAGAAAUAUUUUUACUAAUUUCUAAGACACUUUAAGAAAUAACCUUGUUUGGUAAUUGAAAGAAAAAAAAAACUGCCCAGUGACUGUCAUUUCACACAGUCUUCCUGUGUGUGCACAAGAGUGAAUUGGGAGACUUAGUACUUAGCCAAAAGUGCAGAACUUGAACAAAUGGCAAUUGGAUCUUUCGUGAUCACUGAAUUUCUAAUGACCUUUGCAAUGAGAGUAUUGAAGAGUAUUCUAUUUGCUUUAGUGGGCUUGUUCAGGUAGCCAAUUUUCACAUGGUUUGUGCUCUUAGAGUAAAAGGCCUAUCAGUAUUUUUACCGUGGACUUCUACUUUUUAGGAAUUUAUAACUUUUUGAGUCUUACAUUCCUAGUAACAUUUGGGCUUUUCUUAGACUCUGCUUCAUGAAGGUUGAGGGAAAGGGGCUUUUAAAAUUUUACGCCUUGAUAUUACUGUAUGUAUGUCACACAGUCUAAUGAUUUGUACAAAUCUCUGAUUUAUGCACAUACUUUAGAUCAUGCCUUCUAGGUUAUUUGUGUGCAUUUGGUGGGCUUUUCAUUUGGGAUCUUUUUUUAAAAAUUUUACUAAUGGGUUGAAAAAUGUAUUACAUACUCGUAGUAGACUGGACAAAAAAAAAAAUCUAUGUCCCCAAGGGAAGCUCUGAAGAACCUUUGUUUUCUCCACCUUUAACUGAUGAUUUGAAACACUUCAGUCUUCCCCUCAAGUUGAGCAUGCUAACAGGAGGACAGCUGUGUGGUCACAACUGGACACAGGUGCUCAAUAGCCUUGCUCUUGGAUCAGGAUGGGUUACAAGCCAUAAGCUGCAUGGAUUGGCACUGGCACCGUCUCUGACUUGACUAAGCUCCCUCUUUGCCUCAGCUGUGCCCACGCACCAAUGGCUGUUAUAUUCACUGUGUUAGUUCGCGUGCUCAGGAGGAGGGACAUUACCCUUGAAGGUGCUUGUUUCUGUUAUCUAAAUUCUCUGUGACCUGAACUGCAGCAGCUAUGCUGACACUACAUUCAAGUUCGGAAGAUACCUUUUUCCUAGAUUUCAUCACCCUAACAUCUAGAAAUGGGGAGAUCACAUUGAUUAAAUCUGUCUGUAACGUGCUGCUGCUUUAAGCCCUCCUCAUCUCAGAUUGAGAUCAAUGGUGUGGACCC